AUGUCAGGUCACGGGUCGUUUUCGCUCAAGGCCGCGCUGUCGAGCACCAGAAUUUUGUUCGGUCUCCUGCCCGGCCUGGGGGCCAUGAUAUUGCUGCGAAUGGCCGUACACCUGUACAGGCCCGACAUCGAAGACUCGGACCAUCGUGUCGCCGACCGACCUCUGGAGGGCCUCUACGAGUGCUACGACUUCGUGAUCAUCGGCGCCGGCUCUGCGGGCGCGGUGGUCGCCAACCGGCUCUCUGAGAACCCCGAAUGGAACGUACUUCUACUGGAGGCCGGUCAAGACGAGAACGUGCUUGCGGACAUCCCCUCGUUGUUCCCCGUGCUGCAAACCUCGUCGAUCGACUGGCAGUUCGCCACCGAACCGAGCGAGGAGUAUUGCCUGAGCAUGGUGGACACUAGAUGCAAGUGGCCGCGUGGCAAAGUCCUCGGCGGCUCUAGUGUCCUGAACGCGAUGCUGUACAUAAGGGGCAACAAGCGUGACUACGACGACUGGGCGAGGGCGGGCAACGUUGGGUGGUCGUUCGACGAGGUGUUCAAAUAUUUCCUCAAGUCCGAGGACAUGCGAAUACCGGAAUACCAAAACGAUCCCUAUCACGCUGUCGGGGGGCCCAUGUCCGUCGAGCAUUUUGCUUUCGAGCAGCCCAUCACGGCUAAAAUUCUGGAAGCUUCGCGGCAGCUUGGAUACAGUACGAUCGACGUCAACGGCGCAACACAGGCCGGGUUCACCCGAUCUCAUGCCACGUUACGGGAGGGUCUUCGAUGCAGCACCGAAAAAGGCUAUCUUAGACCAGCCGCUAGGAGGGCCAACCUUCAUGUAAGCGUUCGCUCGCUCGUGGAGAAAGUACUAAUCGAUGAGAAGAAAACGGCGUACGGUGUAAAAUUCACGAAGAACGGACAAACUAAAAUUAUAAAAGCUAGUAGGGAGAUUAUUUUAUCGGCUGGUGCCAUCCAGUCACCACAGUUGCUUAUGCUUUCGGGUAUCGGUGAUAGCGAACAUUUAAAGGAGGUCGGCAUCUAUCCGAUAGUGAACUUGCCAGGCGUCGGUCUAAACCUUCAAGACCACGUCGCUAUGGGUGGCCACUCCUUUCUCUUCGACAAUCCAUACGAGAACGGGACGGACUUCUCUUUCAACCUCAACACGGUAUGGUCUUUGGGGAACCUGAUCGAUUUCGUCGUGAACAAACAGGGGUCUUUAUAUAGCAUGAUGGAGGCUGAGGCGAUGGCCUUCGUAAACACAAAGUAUCAAGAUCCCACGGAGGACUAUCCUGACAUACAGCUGUUUAUUGCCCCCACUGCGGACAAUAUGGAUGGGGGCCUAUUCGGUAAACGUGCGAACGGACUGACAGACGAAACGUACGCAGAGCUAUAUGAAGACAUCCUGUUCGAACCCUCUUUCUCAAUAGUCCCCCUGCUUUUAAGACCCAAAAGCCGUGGCUACGUUAAAUUAAAAGACAGCAACCCUUUCACGCCGCCUCGGAUAUAUCCUAACUACUUUCAAGACCCUACAGACAUAAAAGUAUUGAUAGAAGGGGCCCGGAUUGCUCAAGCGCUGGUCGGGCAGCCGGCGCUCCAAGAGUUGAACGCGCGGCCGAACCCCCACAGGAACCCGGGCUGCGCAAAACACGAGCUCAUGUCCGACGAGCACCUGGAGUGCCAGGCCCGUCACCACUCGCUGACGAUCUACCACCCAGUUGGCACCUGUGCCAUGGGCCCUCCAGAGAAUCCGUACGCGGUGGUCGAUCCGAGAUUGAGGGUUUACGGCAUAAAGGGCUUAAGGGUGGUCGACGGUAGCGUAAUGCCAACGAUCGUCAGUGGUAACACGAACGCACCAAUCAUCAUGAUUGGCGAGAAGGCAUCGGACAUGAUCAAGGAGGACUGGGCGGAAGCCAUCGAGGAGUUCACCCAGUGCAACCAGAGCUACAGACAGGCCGAUCAGCUGACAAACGACGACGCGCCGGAAAGAAUACAACUCUCGCGUAAUAGGACCCUCGAUCUACUGAACGAGACCUUGGCCCUCUUCCCGGGUCUACCUGAGGGCUUUCUACCACGGGUAAACAGUAAAAAUGGCACAAACGGAGCCACAUCUUUUCAGGCAACGUCAAAGGGGGGGAAAGCGGGGACGUCACUCCCCAAUUCGUACAACUCAAUAGGCCAGUUCCACGAUGCUCCAUCCUACGCAACAUGUGACACGGAGCGAUUAAAUUCCUACAGCCAACGGCCUAGUCCUUAUAAAACCCCGUUGUACAUCUUUCAACCUAUACCAUAUUACAAUGAGAAUGCAAUGCAAGGACAAAUGACACCGUAUCCGCGCGCGAACCCAUUCGGAGGGUACGCGAAAACUCGUCCAGUACACACGAAAAAUAUGAAACCACAUUACAAACAAACCAGUCUAAGGCCGUUGAAAGGGAAGCCCAUAUAUGAUUGGGGAGUUCUUGGCAACAGACACAGGAGUGACGAUGCAAAGAGAAUGUACUUUGAAACCAAGGAGAUCGUUACGUCGAAAGGGCGUAAAGAGUGCAAAAUCUGGUUGCAUUACAAUGGUGUAAACUACGAAAUAACAACG
Molecule: messenger RNA, 2568 nt
Organism: Iphiclides podalirius (scarce swallowtail)
Lineage: Eukaryota; Metazoa; Arthropoda; Insecta; Lepidoptera; Papilionidae
Source: the annotation of a GenBank genome assembly